Saccharomyces kudriavzevii IFO 1802 is the source of this 690-nucleotide messenger RNA. It is a transcript of the gene GLC8, whose product is annotated as PP1-complex regulatory subunit GLC8. The coding region runs from base 1 to 690 and encodes 229 amino acids. Gene Ontology annotation, molecular function: protein phosphatase inhibitor activity. Lineage: Eukaryota; Fungi; Ascomycota; Saccharomycetes; Saccharomycetales; Saccharomycetaceae. The transcript has a single exon. Gene Ontology annotation, biological process: regulation of signal transduction. The record is from RefSeq and is a predicted model, not a curated record.
AUGGGAGGUAUACUUAAAAAUCCAUUGGCCUUAUCGCCAGAACAGCUGGCGCAGCAGGAUCCGGAAACGCUAGAGGAGUUUAGAAGACAGGUUUAUGAGAACACACAGAAGAAUGCCAAAUUGACAUCGACCAAAAGGAACGUACCGGGGCUAGGUCACGCAGAAGAGGAGGUAGAAAUAGUCGGGACGUCCAAGGGCUUCCUUCCAAAGGACACUCUUUCACUGAAGCACGAACAAGACAUGUUGUCAAAGAUGACGCCGGAGGAGCGAGUUCAAUGGAAUCAAAGAAAUUUGGCGGAAAACGAGAUAACGAAGCAGCAGUUCCAAGACAUCCAUAUAGACGAGCCCAAGACUCCCUACCAAGGCGCCGUCGACCCUCAUGGGGAGUACUACAGAGUCGAUGACGAUGAGGACGAGGAUAACAAUUCCAGUGAUAAAAAGCCUGGACAGGUGGCAAACGACGAUAUCGACGAUUUGUCCCUGGGUGAACCGGAGUUCGAGAUCAAAGAGAACAAACAGCCAGAUAUCGAGACGAAUGACGAGAAUAACGAAGAUUCAACAGAGGCCAGGCAUAAAAAAUUCGAAGAAAUGAGGAAAAAGCACUACGACGUAAGGGCAAUUUUUAACAAGAAAGCUCACCAAGCAUCAGAAGACGAAGACGAAGAUGCUACGAUAACAAAAGAACAAUAA